Molecule: messenger RNA, 4605 nt
Organism: Labrus mixtus (cuckoo wrasse)
Lineage: Eukaryota; Metazoa; Chordata; Actinopteri; Labriformes; Labridae
Product: NACHT, LRR and PYD domains-containing protein 14-like
Exons: 10
Coding region: 51-3689 (1212 amino acids)
Molecular function (GO): protein binding
Source: RefSeq, a predicted model, not a curated record
CUCAAUGUCUUGUUAUUGGCAUUAUUCAGGGCAGAUCAGACGGACAAAUCAUGUUAGGAUCAAAACAAACUGCACUGAGGUGCUGCAUCAGGUACUUAGGCAGACAGGAAGGAAGAGAAAAUCUAAUUAAGGAUCACAUCAGGUUGUUUUACCUGCAUGAACGUCUUUUAUUGUCCUCUGAUCAAUCUGGAGAUCAGAAGAUGGGUAAUCAAGGGGGCAAAGAGGAGAACAGAGCAAAGUCUCCUCUGUCCAGCUGUCUCUCUAUGAAGAGUGACCAGUCUAAAGGUUUUCCUCCACACUUCAGUAAUGAACCAGGACCCUCAGAUCAGAAGAUGAGUGAUCGAGGAGACAAAGAGGAGGACAGAGCAGAGUCUCCUCUGUCCAGCUGUCUCUCUAUGAAGAGUGACCAGUCUAAAGGUUUUCCUCCAGCCUUCAGUAAUGAACCAGGACCCUCAGAUCCACAAAUAACAAAGGGGUCUGUUUCUGUGGAGGAGCAGCUGUCCAGCUGUGCUUUGUGUCAGGACGUCCUAAGAGAUCCAGUUUCUACCAGCUGUGGACACUGGUUCUGUAGACAGUGUCUCACCUCAUACUGGGACCAGUCCACUUCAUCAGGAGAGUCCUCCUGUCCCCAGUGUGGAGAACAAGGACUGCAGAUAUCCAGUAAGUCCAGCACUGUAAUAACAGAUAGAGGUCUGCAGGAGGUUACAGAUGAACUUAAGAUCAGUCUGAGGAAGAGAUGUGAACAUGUGACUGAAGGAAGUGAUGAAACAGGAAGUAGAACCCUCCUCAACAGGAUCUACACUGAGCUCUACAUCACAGAGGGACAGAGUGAAGAGGUGAACACCCAACAUGAGGUGAGACAGCUUGAGACAGACUCUAAAAAGAAGACCCUCCAUGAGACUCCAAUCAAGUGUCAGGACAUCUUUAAAGCCUUACCCGACCAACAGAACCACAAGACAGAAGCUCAACCCGACCAACAGAAGCAAAAGACAGAAGCUCAACCCGACCAACAGAACCACAAGACAGAAGCUCAACCCGACCAACAGAAACAAAAGACAGAAGCUCAACCCGACCAACAGAACCAAAAGACAGAAACUCAACCUGACCAACAGAACCAAAAGACAGAAGCUCAACCCGACCAACAGAACCAAAAGACAGAAGCUCAACCCGACCAACAGAAACAAAAGACAGAAGCUCAACCCGACCAACAGAAACAAAAGACAGAAGCUCAACCCGACCAACAGAAACCCAUCAGAGUGGUUCUGACAAACGGGGUCGCUGGUGUUGGAAAAACCUUCUCAGUGCAGAAGUUCACUCUGGACUGGGCAGAGGGCUCAGAGAACCAAGACCUCAGUCUGGUGAUCCUGCUUUCAUUCAGGGAGCUGAACUUGAUCAGAGAUGAGGAGUACAGUCUUCUUGAGCUGCUCCGUGUUUUCCAUCCAACAUUACAGAAGGUCACAACAGCAGAGACGCUCGCUGUCUGUAAACUGUUGUUCAUCUUUGACGGCCUGGAUGAAAGCAGACCGUGGUUGAACUUCAAAAACAUGGAGGUUGUGUCUAGUGUCACAAAGAAAUCACCGUUAAACACACUGUUGACAAACCUCAUCAAGGGGAAUCUGCUCCCCUCAGCUCUCAUCUGGAUAACUUCUCGACCUGCAGCAGCCAAUCAGAUCCCUCCUUCAUGUGUUGACAGGGUAACAGAAGUACGAGGCUUCACUGACGCCCAGAAGGAUGAGUACUUCAGGAAGAGGUUCAGUGAUGAUGAAGAUCUGUCCAGCAGAAUCAUCUCACACAUCAAGACAUCCAGGAGCCUCCACAUCAUGUGUCUGAUCCCGGUCUUCUGCUGGAUCACUGCCACAGUUCUGGAGCACAUGAUGAGCACAGAGCAGAAAGGAGAGCUGCCCAAGACCCUGACUGACAUGUACUCACACUUCCUGCUGGUUCAGACAAAGAGGAAGAAGAACAAGUAUGGAACAUCAUAUGAGUCCUCAGAAACUGAGGAACUCACCAAAUCUGACGGGGAAGUUCUUCUGAAGCUGGGGAGGCUGGCGUUUGAACAUCUGGAGGAUGGAAACAUCAUGUUCUACAAAGAAGACCUGGAGCGUUGUGGUCUUGAUGUCACAGAGGCCUCGGUGUACUCAGGAGUUUGUACAGAGAUCUUCAAAACAGAGUGUGUGAUCUUCCAGAAAACAGUCUACUGCUUUGUUCAUCUGAGCGUUCAGGAGUUCCUGGCUGCAGUCUACAUGUUCCACUGUUUGACAAACAGGAACACAGGUGUAGUGAUGGCUUUCCUUAAAAACAUCAACAUCAUUUUUCAAACUCCUGAAAGUGAUGACUUAUCCCUGGAUGUCUUCCUGAGGAGUGCCAUGGAGAAAUCCCUGAAAAGUAAAAAUGGUCACCUGGACAUGUUUGUUCGCUUCCUUCAUGGCCUCUCUCUGGAGUCCAACCAGAGACUCUUAGGAGUCCUGCUGGGUCAGAGAGACAACAGUCCAGAAAUGAUCCAGAGAGUCAUCAACAACCUGAAGGAGAUGAACAGUGAUGAUAUCUCUCCUGACAGAAGCAUCAACAUCUUCCACUGUCUGACGGAGAUGAACGACCUCUCAGUCCAUCAGGAGAUCCAAGAGUUCCUGAAGUCAGGGAACAGAUUAGAGGAACUCUCUGAGAUCCACUGCUCUGCUCUGGCCUACAUGCUGCAGAUGUCAGACGAGGUUCUGGAUAAGUUGGACCUGAAGAAGUACAAGACAUCAAUCCAAGGACGAGUGAGAGUGAUUCCAGCUGUGAGGAACUGCAGGAAGGCAAAGUUUUCAGACUGUGGACUGUCAGAGACUCACUGUGAAGUCGUGGCCUCAGCUCUGAAGUCCAACCCCUCCCAUCUGAGAGAGCUGGACCUGAGCAGAAACAAUCUGCAGGAUUCAGGAGUGAAGCUGCUGUGUUCUGGACUGAAGAGUCCAAACUGUAGACUGGAGACUCUGAGAUUGUGGAGCUGCAGUUUGUCAGAGAUCAGCUGUUCUUCUCUGGCCUCAGCUCUGAAGUCCAACCCCUCCCAUCUCAGAGUUCUGAACCUGAGUGACAACAAGCUGCAGGAUUCAGGAGUGAAGCUGCUGAGUGAUUUUCUGCAGAGUCCAAACUGUAGACUGAAGACUCUGAGUUUGUGGAGAUGCAGUUUGUCAGAGAUCAGCUGUUCUUCUCUGGUCUCAGCUCUGAAGUCCAACCCCUCCCAUCUCAGAGAGCUGGACCUGAGUCACAACAAUCUGCAGGAUUCAGGAGUGAAGCUGCUGAGUGAUUUUCUGCAGAGUCCAAACUGUAGACUGGAGAUUCUGAGAUUGUGGAGCUGCAGUUUGUCAGAGAUCAGCUGUUCUUCUCUGGCCUCAGCUCUGAAGUCCAACCCCUCCCAUCUCAGAGAGCUGGACCUGAGUCACAACAAUCUGCAGGAUUCAGGAGUGAAGCUGCUGAGUGAUUUUCUGCAGAGUCCAAACUGUAGACUGGAGACUCUGAGUUUGUGGAGAUGCAGUUUGUCAGAGAUCAGCUGUUCUUCUCUGGCCUCAGCUCUGAAGUCCAACCCCUCCCAUCUGAGAGAGCUGAACCUGAGUGACAACAAGCUGCAGGAUUCAGGAGUGAAGCUGCUCAGUGAUUUUCUGCAGAGUCCAAACUAUAGACUGGAGACUCUGAAGUGGAGGUCGAGUCUAUAAAGAGAGGAUCCUGUCGAUCACAGAGCUGGAAGCAGCAGCUGGUGUGUUGGUGAGUCUUUAACUGGGCUGUGUUACUGGGAGACUGACGGACCAAUCACAGCGCAGAUGACUCUCAGUGCUGCAGUCUGAGCUGCUCUGAGAUCAGCUCCACCGUCACACACAGGACCAUGACCUCGGACAUUUUUCUAUUCUCAUAUUCUGAAUUUAAACUGCUUCAUGACUCAACGACCGAAGAUGAACUCUUUGAUUUGGAUAUAAAUGUUUCUGUUGCAGCGCCACCCUGUGGACAUGUGUAGUGGUGCAGGUUAUUCAUUGACUCAUAUUCACAGAUAACAGUAGAGGUUGAUUCCACCUGUACAAGUUAAAGUGUGAAGUUGUGCUUUUAACCACGAGUCGUUGGUCGUCUGAUAAUAAAUCAGUCGUCUCUUUGUUGGAUCAAAACAAAGAGGAGGCUUCACUGAGUUUUUAAAAGAACUACAAACAGGAUGUCUGGAUCCAGGUGCAGAGUCAGCACCUGAAUAUUUGAUGUAAUAUGAGAUGAUAUAAAAAGAGCUGAAUAACAUGCAGACUCAAUCAUUGAUAUUCAUUCAUCAUGUCAGGGUAACAACGGACACGUUAUCAAACUAUCUUUAUUUUUAACUUCUGAUGUUUAUUACACUUUGAUGUUUGAACCUUCUGUUUUUAUUAUCUCAGGAUUUUAAAUAGAAAUUAAUUCAAUCUGUGGAGGGUUUUAUUUGAAUAAUAAUUCAUGUUUAGGUUCUGUUGCUGCUAUCACUGCUUUCUGCCAGCAGGUGUCACUGUUUCCACAGUUUUCUCCCAGACUGAUCGAUCUGAAGACAUUAUUUCUCUGUCUGCUCUCUGUCAUUUUCUUCUCCACUUGUAUUUGAAAUAAAACUUUGUUUUCCACAAAGAUCCA